This is a messenger RNA of Nycticebus coucang (slow loris), 548 nucleotides long. RefSeq names its product fatty acid binding protein 1 (gene FABP1). The record is from RefSeq and is a predicted model, not a curated record. Gene Ontology annotation, molecular function: fatty acid binding. Lineage: Eukaryota; Metazoa; Chordata; Mammalia; Primates; Lorisidae. The transcript has 4 exons. Gene Ontology annotation, biological process: fatty acid transport. Gene Ontology annotation, cellular component: nucleus; cytosol. Bases 95 to 478 code for a protein of 127 amino acids.
GAAGGGAAAGGAGCCCCCUAUAAAGCCUCCCACAGUGGAAAGUCUGACUGACAGAGCUGUGGGUCAGCUGUAGAGAGGGAGAUUUACCGCCACGAUGAAUUUCACCGGCAAGUACCAACUGCAGAGCCAGGAAAACUUUGAACCCUUCAUGAAAGCCAUUGGUCUGCCUGACGACCUCAUCCAGAAGGGGAAGGACAUCAAGGGGGUGUCGGAAAUUGUGCAGAAUGGGAAGCACUUCAAGCUCACCAUCACCGCUGGGUCCAAAGUGAUACACAACGAGUUCACCUUGGGAGAGGAGUGUGAGCUGGAAUCCGUGACGGGGGAGAAGGUCAAGGCAGUGGUUCACAUGGAAGGUAACAAUAAGCUGGUGACAACUUUCAAAAACAUCAAGUCUGUGACUGAACUCAAUGGCGACACAAUCACCAAUACCAUGACAUUGGGUGACAUCGUCUUCAAGAGAAUCAGCAAGAGAAUUUAGACAAAUCGGCAUUUCAUACUCUUUUACUGUGUAAAAUUAAUGUAAUAAAGUGAACUUUGUUUUAAAAAAG